Messenger RNA from Sclerotinia sclerotiorum 1980 UF-70, 2247 nucleotides. RefSeq lists its product as hypothetical. Gene Ontology annotation, cellular component: nucleolus. Gene Ontology annotation, biological process: positive regulation of rRNA processing; positive regulation of transcription by RNA polymerase I. Lineage: Eukaryota; Fungi; Ascomycota; Leotiomycetes; Helotiales; Sclerotiniaceae. The coding region runs from base 1 to 2247 and encodes 748 amino acids. The transcript has 4 exons. Gene Ontology annotation, molecular function: protein binding; RNA binding. The record is from RefSeq and is a predicted model, not a curated record.
AUGGCUUCAAUAUUGAAGCGCAAAAGAGCGCAGACGGAGGUAGCGGAUAUUCCAAAAAGAUCCAAACCUACCACAGAAUCAGCGAACCCUUCCGCGAAAUUUGCUCAGAGCAAUGGUGGAUUUGAUAUUUUCGAAGCGCUGGGAAAUGGAAAGGAAUUGGCUCAGGUCAAUGGUGCGCAUGUCAAAGACGAAUUCGAAUCAACAGAGGUGAUUGAUUUUGAGGAUCUUUUCGAGGACGUGCCAUUCGAGUCAGUGGAUUCGCAAGCAAAACGAGGAUUGAAGCCAAAGAAAGAAAUAUGGGAAAAGAAAAUUCCACAGGCACCGAAACCAGUGAAAGACCACAGUUGGAGAAUAUCCGAGCCUGUUGGUGGCCGUAUAAUUGAUGCAAAUCCUGUGUUCACAGAGGAUGAGAAAUAUCUGAUCUUAGCAAACCGAAUGAGCCUCCUCAUCUACUCAACUUCCGACUCUCUACUCACCCGAACGAUCAAAUUUGACCACUUGAAACAUCCUUUCGCUCAUAUAGUUGCAUACGAACUCUCACCCACUGAUUCUAACAUUAUUUGGGCAGCCUUGUCUGACGGCGCUAUAUACCGCGUAGAUUGGACUUCGGGAGCUGGCAAUGAUCAAUCUUGGAAGAUUUCGUCGACCGGAUGUAUACAUAUGACUGUUGCUUCUAUGGUAUCCGCCGGACGACGAAGAGAUGUGGUAUUCACUACUGAAACCAAGAAGGAUGGAGGCUGGCGAAUUACUGCAAAUGAAUUGACUCAGCCUGGUUCGCCGAUACAAACAGUCGCAAGAACCAUAUAUACUUCAAAAACACCGAUCAACUACUUAAAAACUGCGAAUGAAGGUUCCGUACUUCUUGCAGCUUCCGGGAAAAGCAUUUUACUCGGUUAUGUUCGAAACUUGGACUUUGAUACUACUGACAAGAUCAAAUAUGUAUUUCGUGUCUUUGAUUCGACUGCUCCUAUCAUGUCAUUGGAUGUACGAGUAUAUCCUAGAACCGUUAUUGAUGACAGGAAUAUAUCUAAAAAGACACCAGUGGUCGACGUAGUUGUUGGCGACGCGAAAGGAUUUAUUUUCAUACAUCGUGACUUGUUAGGCAAUCUCAUACAAUCAGAAAAUAAAAAUUACGCUUCCAUGGUCAAUCUUGUACCAGCAAGAUUUCAUUGGCACCGAAAAAGUGUUGAGACAGUGAAGUGGUCCCUGGAUGGAAACUACAUCAUAUCUGGAGGCAGCGAAACAGUGCUCGUACUUUGGCAGUUGGAUACUGGAAAGAAGCAAUUCUUGCCCCACAUGACGUCGACUAUUCUUAAUGUGGUCGUGUCUCCUUCUGGGUCAUCAUACGGUAUCCAGCUCGCCGAUAACUCUGCGAUGGUAUUAUCAACCGCCGAACUGGAACCCACGGCAAAUUUCGCUGGUAUCCAAUCCAGCGUCAUCCGGUACGCCGAACCUCAAGCAGAUGAAGUUCAGAGAGCCAAAUCCCAUAUUUACAAGUUUCAUGUGGUACAGCGGACACCUGCCGUUAUUAGUUCUUCGAACCCCUCACAUCUGUUACUCGGUGUUGGAGAAAAUCCAGAAGUACCAUUUUACGGAGCUCCCGUCAGGAAUUGUUCGUUCUUACAAACUUAUGAUCUCAGUGCCGGGCAUAAUGUCUCAAAGCAAGCUCUUGCAAGGACGAAUGUUACAACUUUAAAUGAGACGCCCAAUGCACUUCCAAUCUCAGAACCCAGAAUCACCCACAUUCAAAAGUCUCACGAUGGACUUUGGCUAGCUACUGUCGAUGAGUGGACACCUUCUCAUGCCGACCUCGAUUUCAUUCAACAUCAAGCCACAAGUCCUUUUGCCGAGCUCAAAAUAAGACGCGAAAUCUGCUUGAAGUUCUGGCAGUGGAAAGAAGAAGGCCAGUUAUGGGAAUUGGUAUCGCGAAUUAACACCCCCCACACGGCAAGUGAUGCCGCACCUGGAGCAGGCCAAAUUCUAGGCCUCGCCACGGACCCUAGCUCUUUGAGGUUCUCUACAAUAGGAGAAGACAGUGUGGUACGCACGUGGGUUCCAAAGACUCGAAAAAGAGAUGGCAUUGCGGUUAAGGACGGAAAGGGUAAUGUACUCAAAAACUGGCACUGCCAGCAUGAGAUUCAACUCGAGAAGUCUGAACUUACCGAUGACUACUUGCGUAGCACGCCAUACAAUGGCGCUGUAGCGUUCGCUGAUGAUGGCUCAAUACUAGCUGCAGCAUUUGCUUGA